Messenger RNA from Drosophila subpulchrella, 1036 nucleotides. Its product is annotated as probable sodium/potassium/calcium exchanger CG1090. Gene Ontology annotation, biological process: calcium ion transmembrane transport; intracellular calcium ion homeostasis. The record is from RefSeq and is a predicted model, not a curated record. Gene Ontology annotation, molecular function: calcium, potassium:sodium antiporter activity; calcium channel activity. Lineage: Eukaryota; Metazoa; Arthropoda; Insecta; Diptera; Drosophilidae. Bases 92 to 577 code for a protein of 161 amino acids. Gene Ontology annotation, cellular component: membrane. The transcript is spliced from 3 exons.
UUUCCUCCUUUGUUUGUUGGGGAUAUAGACAUGAUUUAUUUUUAUAUUUAAAUUUGAAAUUGUGAAAAGGUUCUGAUUCAUAAUAAGCACAAUGUUCUCCGGCUGGGACUCAAUCAACUUCAAGCACUACAACCAUGGUGACACACUUAAGAUACCUGAUUCGGUGAUGGGGAUUACGUUCCUGGCGGCUGGAACCAGUGUUCCUGAAGCGGUGUCCAGUGUGAUCGUGGCGAAACGCGGUCACGGAUCGAUGGGGAUCUGCAACUCGAUUGGGUCAAACACCUUCGACAUCCUGCUGUGCCUGGGGGUGCCAUGGCUGAUCAAGGCUGUCUUCUUCCCGAUCCAGCCGGGCCAGAACUACGUGGCAAUAAAUUCGGCCGGAUUGGAGUACUCGGCGAUCACUUUGCUGUCGACGCUGUUCUUGCUUUACCUUACCUUCUCUACGAACAAGUUCAAGCUGGAUAAGAAGGUGGGGACCGCCUGCCUAGUGAUGUAUCUGGUCUUUAUGGUUUUCGCCUCCCUCAUUGAACUCAAUGUGUUCUUUCGCGUCAACCUGCCCACCUGCGGUCGAUCAUGAGAUGGAUUGGCGUUCGAUAACUGCGCGAUAUACGAAGGCCGACUUGUGAAGUAUGAUGUGUGGAUGAACGAUUUACCAUUUUGGAUGAAUGGAUGGUGUGGAGAAAGACCAGGCAUUUAGUGCUGGUUUAGUUUUCCGUUUCAGCGUCCGGCAGCUGGCUGGAAAACCCUGAGUGCAGUCGUUUAAUUAAUUAAAAUGUAUUUUCUGUUCUAUUCUAUCUACCAUGAUAGUUGAGUUACGGUAUACGUUAUGCUGUUAUUGUAAUAAUACUUUUUUUUUAUUAUUAUUAUUAUUAAAGUAGACUCAUUUACGACCUUCGGUUAAAAACCAAACGAAAAAUUCAAAAUAGAUGAGAAGAAAUGAAAAGAAUAACACAGUAAACGAAGGGAAAAACAAAAACCAAAACCAAACUAAAAAAUUUAAUAAUGUAUUUAUAUGAUUAAUAUAUAUGAGAUUUAA